Molecule: messenger RNA, 1134 nt
Organism: Saprolegnia parasitica CBS 223.65
Lineage: Eukaryota; Oomycota; Saprolegniomycetes; Saprolegniales; Saprolegniaceae
Exons: 4
Coding region: 1-1134 (377 amino acids)
Source: RefSeq, a predicted model, not a curated record
AUGAAGAUUUUCGCCCUUGCGUCCGUGCUGGCGCCAGUGUACGCCAAGAUUACGAGCUCGGCGCUGCGCGCGAUCGAGCAAGACGCCACGUUCACGGCCUUCGUCACGUUCAAGGGGUCACCCGCCGCCGAGACGGAGAGCGCUGCGGUGACGGGCCGCAAGCAGACGCUGUCCGAGAUCGUCGGCGACCGCAAGGUCAAGGCGUUCUGGAUCACGAAUGCAGCCACGGUCGAGAACGUCGACCGCGCGCUCGCAGACAAGAUCGCCAAGCUCGACAACGUUCUCAAGGUCGACGUCGUCAAGACGAUCAAGCUCAGCCCGGUCCUGAAGAAGGACAGCACGGAGAACUCGCCCAUUGACAACUCCCGUCCCACGGGCAUUCAGUGGGGCGUGAAGACGAUCGGGGCCACCGACGUGUGGAAGACGACCAAGGGUGAAGGCAUCGUCGUUGGCUCGAUCGACACGGGUAAGAAGAACUUGAACGAAAAGUUCUGGUACAACUUUGACGACAAGUCGAUCCAGUCGCAGACCAAGAACACGACGUGCCUCGAUGUGUACCAGGACGUCCAGGGCAAGAACCAGGUGCGCCUCUACACGUGCACGGGCGGCUCGGCCCAGAAGUGGGACUUUGAACCCAACUCGCACAGCCUCCGCCACUUGGCCGUGCGCAACCUCUGCCUCGAGUCGGCCCACGCCACGCCCGGCGCUGCCCCGUUCGUCGCCGACUGCACGGGCGGUGUCAGCCAGUGGUUCACCAAGUGCGAGGAAGCACCGGCUGCCAAGAGCUACGCCAUCUCCGAGUUCUACUCGGGUGUCUAUGCCAACUGGGCCUCGGACACGGCUAACGAGCUCUUCACCUACGACUCGGCGGCCAAGACGCUCCAGGCGGCUAGCAACGGUCAAUGCCUCGACGCGUACCGUGACGGCAACAAGUUUGGUCUCCACACGUACGCCUGCGACGCCACCAACGGCAACCAAAAGUGGAUCAUCGAUGCCGGCAACCACAAGAUCAAGCACGCGACGCACAACAACCUGUGCUUGGACGUUGACCCGACCAACCCGGCGCACGCGGCGCAGGUGUGGGAGUGCCACAACGCCAACACCAACCAGUGGAUCGACGCUGUCAAGUACUAA